This is a messenger RNA of Hemiscyllium ocellatum (epaulette shark), 2714 nucleotides long. It is a transcript of the gene galcb, whose product is annotated as galactosylceramidase b. Bases 47 to 2110 code for a protein of 687 amino acids. Gene Ontology annotation, biological process: galactosylceramide catabolic process. Gene Ontology annotation, cellular component: lysosome. NCBI's taxonomy places the organism in Eukaryota, Metazoa, Chordata, Chondrichthyes, Orectolobiformes, Hemiscylliidae. The record is from RefSeq and is a predicted model, not a curated record. The transcript is spliced from 17 exons. Gene Ontology annotation, molecular function: galactosylceramidase activity.
CAGGUGACCGGUAGUGCUCGCGGAGACGGCUGGUGGGGCUGUUUCCAUGGGAGCGGUGGAGUGGGUCGUUGGAGUUCGACGGCGAUGGAGUCAGGGCCUGCUGUCCCUCCCCCGGGCCUGGGUCUUGCUCUGGUUCUGCCUCAGCCUCAGCCUCAGCCUCAGCACGCGCCUCGGAGCCGCCGUCUACGUCCUGGACGACGAAGGAGGCCUGGGCCCGCAGUUUGACGGCAUCGGCGGCCUGAGCGGCGGCGGGGCAACCUCCCGGCUUCUUGUGAACUACCCAGAGCCAUAUCGCAGCCAAAUCUUGGACUAUUUAUUCAAGCCAAACUUUGGUGCUUCCCUGCAUAUCUUAAAGGUGGAGAUUGGUGGUGAUGCUCAAACAACAGAUGGGACUGAGCCAUCACACAUGCACGAUGAGAACGAUGAAAAUUACUCACGAGGAUAUGAGUGGUGGCUAAUGAAAGAAGCUAAAAAGAGGAAUCCUAAUAUUAAAUUAAUAGGGUUACCUUGGGCCUUUCCUGGUUGGAUUGGCUGUGGAACCAACUGGCCUUAUACCUGCCCAGACAAAACGGCCUAUUAUGUUGCUUCAUGGAUUCAUGGUGCCAAAUCCUAUCAUAAUUUGGAUAUUGAUUAUGUUGGGAUUUGGAACGAGAGAACAUUUAACACAAAGUACAUUGAGCUGCUGAGAUACACCAUGGACAAAAUGGGUCUAGAGCAGGUGAAAAUCAUAGCCAGCGAUAAUCUUUGGGAACCAAUAUCUUGGUCUGUGCUUCAAGAUACUGAACUAUGUGAUGUGGUCGACAUUAUUGGAGCCCAUUAUCCUGGAACAUUGUCAAGCAGUAAUGCCAGGAAGACUGGAAAGAAGCUAUGGUCAUCUGAAGACUACAGUACUGUUAAUGAUAAUGUUGGAGGAGGUUGCUGGGCUCGUAUACUUAACCAGAAUUUUGUCAAUGGCAAUUUGACUUCUACAAUUGCAUGGAACCUGGUGGCAAGUUACUAUAAAGAGUUACCAUUCGGGCAGGAUGGACUGAUGACUGCAGAUGAACCAUGGAGUGGGCACUAUGACGUGCAGUCACCUAUUUGGGUUACAGCACACACCACACAGUUCACUCAGCCUGGAUGGCACUACCUGAAGACUGUUGGUCACUUGCAGAAGGGUGGCAGUUAUGUGGCUCUUACUGAUGGGAAGGGAAACCUCACCAUUAUCAUAGAAACAAUGACCCAUGAUCAUUCAAUAUGUAUCAGGCCACCACUGCCAUCUUACGAUGUCCAUCAGCAAAAUGUGACUUUUAAGUUGCAAGGAUCGUUUAAAAAUAUUAAAGCUUUAAAAGUAUGGCAUUCAAAGUUUGACUUUGUCAAGAAUUCAUCAACAUUUUUUAACCAGUUGUCUGAAAUCAAGCCCAUCAAUGGAUCAUUUUCACUACACUUGGAGCUGGAUGAAAUAUUCACUAUGACCACCAUCAGCACAGGAAAUCGAGGCAGCUUCCCUGAACCACCACCCUCUACAUCAUUUCCCAAAAUAUAUAAGGACAACUUUAAUGUUGAGAGCCCACCAUUCAGUGAAGCACCUAAUUUUGCUGACCAGACUGGAGUAUUUGAGUACUUCAUAAACUACCAAGAUCCUGGUGACCAUGUGUAUACCCUACGCCAGGUCACAACUCAGCGACCUAUAACUUGGGCAAACGAUGCUGACCAAACAAUUAGUGUUAUUGGUGACUACAAUUGGAGAAACGUGAAUAUAACUUGUGAUGUACUCAUUGAGACUGCCAACACUGGAGGUGUAUUUAUUGCUGGAAGGGUAAACAAAGGAGGUGAAGUUGUUCGACAUGCUGAAGGCUUAUUCUAUUGGAUCUUUGCAGAUGGGAAUUACAAAGUCACAAAUGACCUCCGUGGUAAAAUUGUGUUGGCUUCAGGCAAGUCAGGUACACGUGCAGGAAAAUGGCAUACCCUCACUCUGAGCAUUCAGGACAAUUUAGCAUUCGGACUGUUGAAUGGCUAUCCUCUAUGGAAGAACGUUCGUAUAUUUCAACCACAGAAUGGCUGGGCAGCUAUUGGAACACUUGCAUUUGAACUGGCUCAGUUUGAUAAUUUUUACAUUCAGGCUAGUUAACCAUCUAUGAAUCCAUCUCUACAGAUCUUAAAAUUUAUGUUAAGAUUGCAUUUGUAAUGAAUAAUGUGCAGUGUGUUCUUUUGCUAUUUUACAGUUAAAUAUUGGAGGGAGUAAACUAAAUUUAACAGGAUAUUUGAGUAUUUAGUUAAACCCCACCUUCAUUGAAACAUGCAGAAUUAAAAGCUUAAUAUAUCAAUAUUGUACCAAUGCUGAUAAGUUAUGCAGAGCAAGUGCAGUUGUAACUAAUAGAAUUCAACUUGAAACUGUAUAUUUCAACCAAAGAUGAUUCUAUGUUUUAUGCAAAUAUCAGCCAAAGUAUGUAUUGAGAUUGAAUUACUUCAGAAUGAAUGAAUGGAUGGAUGAAUGGUAUUUCCUAGCAACUUUAUCCAGUUUGUAGAUGAAAUUGGCAAUUCACUUCUUCACGUUUUUUAUAUUAAAAUCUUAAUCUUUCUUUUCAAUUCAUUUUUAAAUAAGGCCUUCUGGAUUUUUAACUUUGUUUUUCUAAUGCAAGCAUUGCCUACUCAUGCUCAAUAUUAAAGACAGAUCCUCUGGUUGCACUUUUAAAGCUGAUUGUCCUUUAACCAAUAAAAAUAUUUUCAUCUAA